Messenger RNA from Cucumis sativus (cucumber), 2201 nucleotides. RefSeq lists its product as uncharacterized. The transcript is spliced from 2 exons. Gene Ontology annotation, molecular function: cyclase activity. Gene Ontology annotation, biological process: sesquiterpene biosynthetic process. NCBI's taxonomy places the organism in Eukaryota, Viridiplantae, Streptophyta, Magnoliopsida, Cucurbitales, Cucurbitaceae. The record is from RefSeq and is a predicted model, not a curated record. Bases 338 to 1999 code for a protein of 553 amino acids.
AUGAGGUCAAAUGGGAUGCCUCGCUUGUAACGACGUCGUUCAUUGCAGAGCCAAGCCCAAAAUUUUCACCUUCACCCACCAUUGCAACUCGCUUUCUUGUUUGACCAUUGCCUUCUCUCUUUUGACUCUCAGUUUAUCGAACAAUUUGGGCCCUUUCAAUACCAUUUUUUUCUUUCUGUAUCCUGUGUCUGGUGGUGAACAACUCACUCUGCUUUAACCUUUAAUGUUUCUUUGAAGCUUUGCUGAUGACGAAGGAUACUUUUGUGCAAUCGAAUGAUUGAACUCCUCUGUUCUUGGGAGAAUCCUCGUGGGAUCCGCUAAUUUUUAGUUUUCAGGAAUGGGCUCAACCAACGAUAGAAAUGGCAAUGGUGAAAUAGAAAUAUCUAACAGCAAAGAAGGAGAAGCUCAAAAUGCUUUCUUCUCUACAUCUCAAAAAACAUUAUUGCAUGAUGAAGUCACACAAAGAAGAUCCCCUGUUUCCAUUACUGUGGUGGCUCCUAUUAAGAAAAGAUUCUUCAACUUUGGUUCAGCAUCUGCUAGAUUCCAGCAGAUUGCCAAGGAGAAAGACGACAUUUCACGAUCUGUGCAUUCGUCAAGUGGUCAUCAUAUUCGAGAGCGCAUAAGUGAAGUAUUUUCUAAGAAAAUUGAAUGGGAUUCGCUCUUGAAUAUGAGCAAAACAUGGAUCAGAGACCCAAUGAACAUAGCUCUUUUCAUUUGGAUCAUUGGUGUUGCUGUGUCAGGUGCAAUCCUGUUCCUUGUCAUGACUGGGAUGUUAAAUGGUCCAUUGCCGAAAAAAUCCGAAAGAGAUGUUUGGUUUGAAGUAAACAAUCAAAUUCUGAAUGCAUUGUUUACCCUUAUGUGUCUGUACCAACAUCCAAAGAGAAUCUACCAUCUCAUACUUUUAUCUAGAUGGAAACCUGAAGAUGUUUCCAGACUUAGAAAGCUUUACUGCAAGGAUGGGACUUAUAAGCCUCAUGAAUGGGCGCACAUGUUGGUGGUUAUAAUUCUCCUAAAUGUGAACUGUUUUGCACAGUAUGCACUUUGUGGCCUAAAUCUUGGUUAUAGGAGGUCUCAGCGGCCAGCCAUAGGAGUAGGAAUAUGCAUAUCUGUUGCAAUUGCUGCACCGGCCGUGGCUGGUGUCUAUUCUAUAAUUAGCCCCUUGGGGAAGGAUUAUGAUUCUGAUAUUGACGAGGAAGCACAGCUUCCAAGCCAGACAGUUAUUGGUGAUCAACGGCAACGGCUUAGGUCAAAAUCACUAGAGAGAAAGUAUUCACUUGCUACAAGAGAUGAGCACAAAAUUAUCGAGACCAAUCCACAAUGGAGUGGUGGGAUACUUGACUUUUGGGAUGAUAUAUCUCUAGCCUACCUUUCCCUUUUCUGUAGUUUUUGUGUAUUUGGAUGGAAUAUGGAGAGACUGGGUUUUGGAAAUAUGUAUGUUCAUAUUGCAACAUUCAUCCUAUUUUGUAUGGCUCCUUUCUGGAUUUUUCUCUUAGCUGCUGUAAACAUUGAUAACGAAACUGUUAGGACACUUAUGGCUGUCACUGGGAUUGUUCUUUGUGUAUUCGGUUUACUUUAUGGCGGUUUUUGGCGGAUACAGAUGAGAAAGAGAUACAAUUUGCCAGCAUAUAACUUUUGUUUUGGCAAGUCUGCUGUGGCUGACUGCACUCUAUGGCUUUUCUGUUGUUGGUGUACUCUGGCACAGGAGGUACGGACUGGGAAUUCAUAUGAUAUAAAGCAAGAAAAGUUUUGUAGGAAGCACACAGAAACAGACGAGAGUAACUGUGUCUAUAUUGAAGAUAAUAAAUCCGGUUUGGGUUCUCCUCUGGCAAACAUCUCCAGUCCAUCUAAGAUUAUCGCUGGAGGUUCUCCUAUUCCUAACUCAAGGGGUUGCUUUAGUCCAGAAAGGCCUCUUGCUUCAGUGAAAGAGGAACUUCCAGAAGGUGCAGGUAAUACUAUGAUGCCUCCUUCUCCUUCUUUGAUUCAUAGAGAAACGACAUGACUCGGUUCAAGAAAAGGUUUGUACUUAUGGUUUGUGAAUGAAAAUAUAUAGAGUUUUUUUGUCCUAUUUUUGUGUAUUUAUAAUGAAUUGGAAUUGCUUCCUUUUUCUUGAAUAUUCUGUCUAUUGUACGUAGAGAGUUUGUAAUGAAAUUUGUUUCAUACUUGAGUUUUAUUCAAAGAUCCACAUCGGCCUUUUCUUCUUA